This is a messenger RNA of Osmerus eperlanus (European smelt), 5383 nucleotides long. RefSeq names its product transient receptor potential cation channel subfamily M member 1-like. Lineage: Eukaryota; Metazoa; Chordata; Actinopteri; Osmeriformes; Osmeridae. Gene Ontology annotation, cellular component: plasma membrane. The record is from RefSeq and is a predicted model, not a curated record. Gene Ontology annotation, molecular function: calcium channel activity. The coding region runs from base 157 to 5148 and encodes 1663 amino acids. Gene Ontology annotation, biological process: protein tetramerization; metal ion transport; monoatomic cation transmembrane transport. The transcript has 27 exons.
UGAAACUAACUCAGAACCUAGAAGACCUGCUACGUCAGUUUUGCUAUCAUUAGUAUCUUUGGUGUUUGAUUGUGGACUUCAGGUGAUGUACUGGAGGACUCUGAGGGACUAUUUGGCUGUGUGGAUGAGGUUGUGUGAACGCCCGAGGAGGCACUCAUGGAGUACAGAGGCUUGGGAGGGAGGAGAGGGACCAGUGGGUCCAUCAAACGGGGCUCCAUCAAGCGCUCCUCCUCCAGUUCCGGUUCUCAGAAGGCCCAAAAGGCUUGGAUUGAAAGGACCUUCCAAAAACGAGAAUGUAUCCAAAUCAUUCCCAGCAAAGAGCCGAACAGGUGCAGCUGUGGUCAGAUGGUGAACCAGCACGUAGCCAUUCUACCUGGAGCCACCAACAAGGCCUCAGAGGAAGGCCACCAGCAGGGGGAGGUCCCUCAUGAGCGAUGGUCGGUCCUCAAACACUCACAGGCUACACCAACAGAUGCCUAUGGCAUCAUUGAGUUUCAAGGGGGAGGCCACGCCAACAAGGCCAUGUACAUUCGUGUGGCCUACGAUUCAAAACCAGACAAUUUGCUUCAUCUGAUGGUGAAAGACUGGCAAUUAGAGCUUCCCACGCUUCUCAUCUCUGUCCACGGGGGCCUCCAGAACUUUGACUUGCAGCCCAAACUGAAGCAAGUGUUUGGAAAAGGCUUGAUUAAGGCUGCAGUUACCACAGGGGCCUGGAUCUUUACUGGUGGAGUCAGCACCGGAGUGAUCCGCCAUGUUGGAGAUGCUUUAAAAGACCACUCUUCAAAGUCCAGAGGGAAGGUCUGUGCCAUUGGGAUCGCACCUUGGGGCAUUGUAGAGAACAAGGAGGAUUUAAUUGGCAGAGAUGUAACCAGGCCGUACCAAACCAUGUCCAACCCUCUCAGCAAGCUAUCAGUCUUGAACAGCAGUCAUUCACACUUCAUUCUGGCAGACAACGGGACAUGUGGAAAGUACGGAGCCGAGGUCAGGCUUCGUCGACAAUUGGAGAAACACAUAUCUCUGCAGAAGAUCAACACACGUCUGGGUCAAGGGGUCCCUUUGGUGUGUCUGAUUCUGGAAGGGGGACCCAAUGUGAUCGCAAUCGUGCUGGAGAGCUUGAGGGAGGACCCUCCGGUUCCAGUGGUUGUGUGUGACGGCAGUGGGAGGGCGUCUGACAUCAUUUCUUUUGCCCACAGAUACUCAGAGGAGGAUGGGUUGGUGAGUGAUAAUGUGAAAGACCAGCUUCUGGUGACCAUCCAGAAGACCUUUAACUACAACCGUAGCCAGGCCCAACAAAUCUUCCUCAUGGUCAUGGAGUGUAUGAAGAAAAGAGAACUGAUUACAGUGUUUCGUAUGGGCUCAGAAGGACAGCAAGACAUUGAGAUGUCCAUAUUGACUGCUUUACUGAAAGGCACAAAUGCCUCGGCCCCAGACCAGCUGAGUUUGGCCCUGGCCUGGAACAGAGUGGACAUCGCUCGCAGUCAGAUCUUUGUGUACGGACACCACUGGCCUCCUGUGAGUGCCCUGCCCACCAACGCCCCAUCACAGGACCGCCCCAAGAGUCCAGCAGCCGCACCCCGAGGUGGGAAGGGGAAUGCCCGUGGCAAGAAGGGCAAAGGUGGCAAGACCAAACCUGAGCCCCCUGUAGAGACUGAUCCCAGGAAAUUAGAGCUGCUUAACUGGGUGAACUCUCUGGAGCAGGCCAUGAUGGAUGCACUUGUGUUGGACAGGGUGGAUUUUGUCAAGCUGCUGAUUGAGAAUGGGGUCAACAUUCACCAUUUUCUCACCAUUCCUCGACUGGAGGAACUGUACAACACGAGGUUGGGGCCAACAAAUACACUCCACUUUGUUGUCAGGGAUGUAAAAAAGGGAAAUCUUCCACCUGAUUACCAGAUUACCUUGAUCGACAUUGGUCUGGUCCUGGAGUUCCUCAUGGGCGGAGCUUAUCGCUGUCACUACACCAGGAAGAGCUUCCGCAUCCUUUACAACAACCUAUAUGGGUUGAAAAGACCAAAAGCUUUAAAACUGUUGGGAAUGGAGGAUGAUGACCCACGUUCAAAGGGCAAGGGCAAGAAAAAUAAGAAGAAGAAAGAGGAGGAACUGGACAUAGAUGUAGAUGACCCUGAGGUCAGCCGGUUCCAGUACCCGUUCCAUGAACUGAUGGUUUGGGCAGUACUGAUGAAGCGCCAGAAGAUGGCGCUCUUCUUAUGGCAGAGAGGGGAGGAGGCCAUGGCCAAAGCACUAGUCGCUUGUAAGCUUUAUAAGGCUAUGGCCCACGAGUCUUCACAGAGUGAACUUGUAGAUGACAUUUUCCAAGACCUGGAAAACAACUCCAAGGAAUUCGGACAGCUUGCCUACGAACUCCUGGACCAAUCCUAUAAACACGACGAGCAGGUGGCAAUGAAGCUUCUGACCUACGAACUGAAAAACUGGAGCAACUCCACCUGUCUGAAGCUGGCGGUGGCUGCCAAACACAGAGACUUUAUCGCCCACACCUGCAGCCAGAUGCUGCUGACAGACAUGUGGAUGGGCUGUCUGAGGAUGGGAAAGAACCAUGGGUUGAGGGUCAUUUUUGGAAUUGUUUUUCCACCAUCGAUUCUACUGUUGGAUUUCCGCCUUGGAGAUGAAGCCACGUAUCACGCCUCAUCAGAAAAUGAAGAUGCUAAGGAGAAAGAUGAUGACAACAAAUCCAGCAGGGAUGUCAACACUGAUGCAGUAUCCAAGAAGGGGGAUGAAGAGGAAGGCCAUAAGAAGCAGAGGAGAGUUCCAAUUGGAAGGAAGAUUUAUGACUUCUACAACACCCCGUUCACCAAGUUCUGGUUCAACAAGAUCACCUACUUUGGAUACCUCAUGUUAUACAACUACAUCAUCUUGGUGAAGAUGGAACGCUGGCCAUCCUUGCAAGAGGGUAUCGUUAUCUCUUACAUCAUCACUCUGGGACUGGAAAAAGUCAGGCAGAUCCUGAUGUCUGAGCCGGGUAAGCUAAAGCAGAAGAUCAACGUGUGGCUGGAGGAGUACUGGAAUAUAACAGACCUGGUAGCCAUCUCUGUGUUCCUUCUGGGCCUUAUGUUGCGAUUGCAGCACGAGCCCUACAUGGGUUGGGGCCGGGUCAUUUACUGCAUUGAUAUCAUCUUCUGGUACAUCCGCGUUCUGGACAUCUUUGGGGUCAACAAGUACCUGGGACCAUAUGUCAUGAUGAUUGGGAAAAUGAUGAUUGACAUGCUAUACUUUGUGGUGAUUAUGCUGGUGGUGCUCAUGAGCUUUGGCGUGGCACGGCAGGCCAUCCUUCACCCUGACGAGGAGCCUACCUGGCGCCUGGCCCGGAACAUCUUCUACAUGCCCUACUGGAUGAUCUAUGGAGAAGUGUUUGCGGACUCGAUAGACCUCUAUGCAAUGGAAAUCAACCCACCAUGUGGUGACAACUUGUAUGAUGAGGACGGAAAAAAACUGCCACCUUGUAUCCCCGGUGCCUGGCUAACUCCUGCCAUCAUGGCCUGCUAUUUAUUGGUGGCCAACAUCCUGCUAGUCAACCUUCUUAUCGCUGUCUUCAACAACACCUUCUUUGAGGUGAAGUCCAUCUCCAACCAGGUGUGGAAGUUCCAGCGCUACCAGCUGAUCAUGACCUUCCAUGACCGGCCAAUCCUGCCUCCCCCCCUCAUUAUUUUCAGCCACAUCUACAUCCUCCUCAAACGCAUCUGCUGCCGUUGCAAGAGAAGACAGGAGGGAGAGCAAGAUGAAAGAGACAGAGGCCUCCAGCUUGUGCUGAACUCAGAGGAGCUUAAGAGCCUGUAUGAGUUUGAGGAGCAGUGUGUGGAAGAGUACUUCCGCGAGAAGGAGGAUGAGGAACAGUCAUCUAACAACGAACGCAUUCGAGUCACAUCUGAGAGGGUGGAGAACAUGUCCAUGCGCCUGGAAGAGGUGAACGAGAGAGAGCACUCCAUGAAGGCCUCCCUGCAGACGGUGGACCUUCGACUGGCCCAGCUGGAGGAGUUCUCUGGCCGCAUGAUGAAUGCCCUGGAGAAGCUGGCCGGGGUGGACCGCGCUGACCUAGUCCGGACACGAUCCGGGGGUUCAACUGUCGGUGAACCAAACGCCCUACUUCGACACAGCAGCAUCAACAGCGCAGACGGUUACAGCAUCUAUCGCUACCACCUGGACAACAGCGACGAUCGGCAUUCUGAAUAUGGAGACAAGGAGUCCGGAGAAAAACGAAGCCAGAGUCCAGAGGGGAAGGGGAGUUUUCACGAUUUGAGUCCUGCUUCGACUGGUAAUACUACAGUCAGAGAGUAUGGGGCAAUGCUGGAUGUGAUAGUCCCUCAGGACAGGAGACGAUCCAUCUCCAGUGUGGACAUCCUGAUCUCACCAUGUGAUGCAGAGAAACAGGAGACCCCAGCACCUGCUCUUGUAGAACCUCCACCAAAGCCCAGCAGGGAGUUGAUGGAUGCUGCCCUGGAGAAAGCCGGGGUGGCCAUGGAGAAGAUCAAAUUGGAAGCUGCCAUUUCGUAUCCCCUGGAAAGGGCAAAGACUCUGCAAUACUGUCCCUCGGAGACCCUCAGCAAUUCUCCGUCCUCCAGCCGAAGAUCCAUGAGUAGCAUGAUGUUUACACCUGCAGAAGGUUCCGAGGGAGCAAGGACUAAGUGGGCCAUGGACUACAACAGCUCCACUACAGAUCAGGCGAUUAAGUCCCCUAUCAUGGGUGACUGGGCAUCCAAGUUUGAGUACAAAGUUCACCCAUGUCCAUUUGGCCACUCUCCCAUGGUAUCGAUAGUGAGUUCCAAUGAAAUACCACCCCCCUCUAGACAAACUACAGGGAGAAUACCAGUAAAUGAAAGAGUGUUAGCAAAUACACAAGAGCCAGAGACUGUCGAGAGCAAGCAAGAUGGAGGGGAGGAAGGCCAAGAGGCCAAGGAGAACAAGGAGGGGAAGGAGGCCAAGGAUACUGAUCAUCUGCUAGUGGCAGAAGACAGGUUGUAUCCAUCUCUCAGGUCAAAGAGCUUGAACACCAACCCCAGAAAAGCUAAGGUUAGAGGGAACAGUCUGGAGAAGCCCAGGGCAGCAAGCAGUGUCAGGGACCUGGCAUUAGCUUUUGCAAGAUCCGGGAAAAAAGAUUGGGAAGACUCUAAGGACACCAAUCAAGAUAAAGACUGUUGAUACUGUCUAGUGGACAUGUUGUCGUGUAAUGUUGAGUGAUAUAUUAUUAUGUUAAUUAUAAAGGGAAAGUUAAUCUUACAUAUCAUAAUGCACAAACUCAAACCUAUAGUAGCUAGAGGUCAGAUAUUUUUGGAUAAGUAUGGGGAUGGUGAACACAUGAAAUUAAAUCAACAAAUCAGAAUACUUAAAAUUCUUAAUUUACAUUUGUUAAUGACUUUUGAUCAAUCCACCGAAA